Pocillopora meandrina is the source of this 4185-nucleotide messenger RNA. The record is from the annotation of a GenBank genome assembly. Lineage: Eukaryota; Metazoa; Cnidaria; Anthozoa; Scleractinia; Pocilloporidae.
GGCGGACGUUUACGUGGCCUUAUGCGAUUGCAAACAAUUCCCGAAGAUGCUCCCUUGGUAACUAGUUGUAUGGGGAAAUUAUGUGGAAAGUGAUAGCCCGAUAAAAAUUCUUACACACUGGAAAAAAUGGAACCUGAAGAAGCGAAGGAACGUGUGCUACAAAGACUUGAAUCUGACCUCACAUCCGCUGACCUGCAGUGGAGUUUGUUUAUUUCAGCUCUGGAAAGUUAUAGACAUGAUAGCAUAUUAAGACCCUUUCCUUCUGCAUAUGUGGUUGGUGAUGGUAAUAAGAAUUUUCAAGGGCUGGUGAGUGUCGGUCACCUAAAAAUCUGAGUUCGGCUGUACUUUACAUUUUAGAGCUGGACAUUCCGUUUUCCCCUAAUUCCCUCUCCACUCCUCCUCUUCUCUCUUCCCCUCUUCCUACGUCCAUUUUUGCUUUCAGCACCUUUGACGACUGUAUCGGAUGGUUUAAAAAACUUUAAGGCCUCUUUGAAAAAAUUGUGGCCAUCUUUUAACACAUACACCCAAAAGCUCUUUGGCAAAGGUGGCUACCCACUUGUUAAUUGUGGUACUUCAUGGUAAUAGACAGCACCACUAAAAUUGGUCUUCACAGGUUCAAGUUUGCAGUACAGUUCCCGCAUUUGACAAGCUAUUGACAGAAACCAGUGAGAAGGUAUAUGCUCAAGAAACUUGGGAUAUCUUGGAUUGGGCACUGGAUAGAACCUUUGCACUGAGAUCUGUUAAGAAAUCUGUGGUAUGUUUUUCAAUAAAAAUUUGCCUGAUUAUGGAUCCUUCUGUCCUUUUUGCCUUAUGAUAAUUGUAAAAUUGCACUCCAUGUACCUGAAAGAAGUCAGAUUUUUAGACCAAAAUAUGACAUAAUUGUAUUAUAGAUUAAUAACAUUCCAAUAACAGCCUGGGCAAUAUUAUGUUGGUGAAAUGAUCAACUUAGCUGUUAGUUUUGCUGGUGCCACCAGGAUUCUUAUAUUAAGCACAGUAGGUGAAAGAAAUUGUCAAACCAGCACAGCAAAUCUCUUACCUGUUGAAUUUGCAGAAUUUUAGGCAAUUGUAGGCAGCUGUAAGAAGUACCACAACUGGUGAAUGUUACUGGUGUCUGCUUGAAAAAGUAAACCCUGUGUUACAUAAGUUAGUAUCUUAUAAUUUCGGUGACAAUUAUUUUUGCUAUUAUUAAUGCCAACAGUUCUUGGAGAUUGAGAAAAAAACUGGUCAAGCAAGUUACUGCUCCACCACACCUGACUUCAUUUUCGAAGUUGUUUACAGUGAGACAAAUACUCUCAGUGCAAUGUUUGAUGACAUGUCACAGACUCAUGAUGUUUGGUAUGCUUACCAUGGAAGUAGAGUGGACAAUUUUCAUUCUAUUUUGAAUAAUGGAUUACAUGCGCAUCUUAACAAAGUGAGUCUUGUCAGCUGUUUGCUCAGUUGAGUUACUUGGUAAUCCCUCAAGAUUCUCACUGAUCAAGUGGCUGGCUGGCUAUGUGACUGACUGACUGACUGACUGACAGACUGACUCACUGGCUGAUUGACUGGCUGACUCACUGACUCACUGGCCAUCUGGCUGACUCACUGGCUAACUGACUGACUGAUGGACUGGCUGACUGGGUAACUCUCUGGCUAACUUACUGGCUUGCUGACUGACUGACUGGCUAACUCACUGGCUGGCUGACUGACUGACUGGCAGACUGGCUCACUGUCUAACUAGCUGUAAGCCCACAAAGUAAGUUUGCCAUGGACUGAAAUCGCUCCUUUAUUUUACACUUGCCCCUUCAUUAUUUUCCUCUGGAUCUCCAAGGAUGAAUGGCUGAUAUGUAUAUGAACAUGAAUAAACAUGUUGAAUAAUUAGUGGACAGGAGAUCCAGUGGCCUGAUGGUCAGUGCACCGGACUCUGGGUCAAGGUGUGUGUGUUUAGGACAUGGUUGGGUCAAUGUGUGGUGCUCUUGGACAAACCACUUUUCUCCCAAAGUUUUUCCUUAUUCUCCCAUAGUGACUCUCUCCACCCAGGGCCCACUUGUUUGAAAGAGGGAUAACAACAAUCCAGGAUUAAAAGUUUAACUUGUCCUUGAUUUCUCUUGAAAUAAAGUAGAUAUUAGGGCUUACAUCUUGAGAGGUUUUACCAUAAAGUUAGUGUAAGACAAAACUGAAGGAGCAAAUUAAAACUGUUCACAAAGCUACAAAACAAAAUCAAAAUUGUUGGUAAACCCUCAGUUAGCUUAAUUGUCCUUUGGACAACCCAACCAAGGAGUAUGUUUUUAAAAUAGGUACUGGUGAAUUGUCAGGGAAGCCUGAUGAAAGGUUCAGGCUAGAAAAAAGGGGGGUAACCAUGCACAGACUGGCAUCAGAUCCCGAGAGGAGUAGUAAUACUCCCAGUUGCUUCAUGCUAAUGUGGAAACCAGGAUAAGCUCUGGUUUGGCUGGGCAAAUCGGCUUAGCACAGACUCAGUCUAAUCAGUUGAAAGACUUAUGGAUCACUCUGUUUAUAUUUCAGUUGUUAAACUGAGUAAUUUUGUAUUAUCAAUUGAGUUGAUAACAGAAAUUGACCACUGCAAAGAGUUUCAAUGCUGAUGUUUCAAGCGCUAACCCUUCGUCAGGGAAUGACCAUGACCAACAUUCACUCUGACGCUUAAAAUGUCAGCUUUGAAACUCUUUACAGAGGCCAACUUACAUUAUCAACUCAGUUGAUAAUACUGAAUACCCACUUAUACUCUCCCACCAAUGCAACACCACAGUUUCUUUAGAAACUUACCCCCUAUGAUGUUUAAUUAGCUAAAUUGAGUAGUAAAUUAAACCACCUUUCUUCAUUUUCUUUAGACAUCAUUUUUUGGAGAAGGGACCUACCUGUCAAGUGAUCUAACUGUUUGUAUGAAUUACAGUAGUUUUGGUUCAGGCUGGAAAAACAGCACAAUUGGAGAAAAAUUAAGUAUCGUGGCUGUCUGUGAGAUCCUGGACCAUCCAGAUGUGAAGUGUACUAUCAAAUCUAAAGCAAAUGACAACAGACUAACUCGUUCUAGGGCCAGAGCAAGAAACAGUGAGGGAGGAGAUGUCCCAGAGAGAUAUUAUGUUGUUACAAACAACCAAGUUGUUAGGGUGAAAUAUGUGCUGGUGUAUGCCGAGAAGAAAGCACCUACAAGGUAUAGCAAAUGUAGCAUUACAAUCAUUAGUAAUAGUAACAUUUAUUCUUUCUCCUAGAUAGUUGAUACUUUUAUAUAUUCUCAUUUGUGCAUUCUUGUUACUUGGGCAGCUGAGAAUUAAACAGGAAAGAACAAUAUUAGAUGACCUUCUCGAACACUUUUUGAUUGAGUGUCAUAAAUUCAAGACCAAAAUUCCUAUGACAACAGGCAAUCAAAAGAUAGGAAAAAACCUUAAAGAAUCUCUGAGAACUUAAAGAAAAAACCACCAAACUCCUUAAAGCAUGGUAAAAUGUAGGCACCCAAGCCAUGAUUGGUUAGUUCUGCAUCUGAUUGGUUGAAAUAGAGGUGCAAAUUUUCUGGGCCAAUCACAGGGCAAAGUGAAGCAAAACUAAUGCAAUCCCAGACGACUUUUGAUACUCAAUUGAAAAUUGCUCUUAUACCAAUGUUCACUACUUUGGAAAAUUUUGUUUGACAUUUUCUGCUCGUUUACAUUUUGUACCUGGUGUUUUUUAAACUGCAUUGUCCCUCUUUCUGGGGUUUAUCUGAACUACUAGUGAACCACUUACCUCCAAGAUCAUAUGGGCAAUUCUCCCAUCUUGUUACUUUUCAUUUCCUUGAAAGUAUGUUACGAGAAGCUGAUGCUAUAUCAGGAUAGUAUCCUCCCACUGAUCAUUUUGUCUCUUCUCAUCAUUUGUUUGCAGGAUAAUUUAUUAAAUUUGAGAAGGGAAAGUAUUAGUUCAUCACUUCUGGGAUUUAAAGAAUGUACAUAAACUUUGUUGUGUGACAGACAGAUCCCUACAUCUCUGUACAUAUUUUGUGGAAACUGUGGUUAUGUAUUUUCGCAUUUAAAUUUCUAUCCUAAUUUUGAUUUAUGGUAACUUUCUUUUGUCUCCUGAUCCAGGACUCAAGCUCGUAACUGGCUGAUAUUCCGAUAUCCGUUAGCUUCAAUCAUGGUUGCCUAUAUCUUAGUUUUAAUUUGUGUGGGUUUCUCCAAAACAAGACUUUUCCAAAAGUUUUAUAGGAAAUAUUUCAAAGGGAGCUAA